GGACAACACGAUGCACGCUCUCCUGCUCUGCGGCAGCAUCUUCACUCUGCACCUUUUCCUCUGCGCCAAAUCUGUGCCGGUCCAGGAGCGGAGUAGCAGAUCCAAGCCGCUGCAGGUAAAGCCGCACAGCAACGGAAACGUUGGUCUGAAGAAGAGAGGAAGACACCAACAGGAAACACUAAACAAAGAUCACCAUUUGAAGACUGUACUGGCAUCCAAAAAUGACACAGAGUUCUGGAAGCGUCCUCGCUGUGGGGUCCCCGACUAUCCCAGCUUAACACAGGUCGGCCCCUCAUAUUAUGAUCGGAAGAAGAAGGGAGGCCUGAAGAGGGACCAGCGCAGGAAGAGAUACGCUCUGUUUGGAGGCCGCUGGGAGAAGACUGACCUCACAUACAAGAUUGAGCAUUUCCCCUGGCAGAUGAGUGAGGGCAGGGUGCGACAGGUCCUCCAGGAGGCCUUCAGUGUGUGGAGCGCUGUCACCCCUCUGACCCUCACAGAGGUCACCUCUGGAGAGGCCGACAUCAUCAUAGACUUCAACAGGUACUGGCAUGGGGACAGCUUACCGUUCGAUGGUCCCGGAGGAAUCCUCGCCCACGCCUAUUUCCCUCGGACACACCGAGAGGGCGAAGUCCACUUUGACUACGAUGAGCAAUGGACAGUGGGCAACAAUGUGGGCACAGAUCUCCUCCAGGUGGCCGCUCAUGAGUUCGGCCACGUCCUGGGCCUGCAGCACUCCCUGGAGCCGGACGCUGUGAUGUGUCCUUUCUACAGCGACUCGUACCCUCUGCAGCUCAGCGAGGACGACAAGAGGGGCAUCCAGUAUCUGUACGGCCCCCCCCGACACAGACAGCCCGACAUGACUGAGACCAAUGAGAUUGACCUUGGAGUGAUGGACGCAUGCAGGACCAACUUUGAUGCCGUGUCCAUGAUCCGGGGGGAGCUGUUCUUCUUCAGGUCUGCUUAUGUGUGGCGUAUCCGGGACGGGCAGCUGCAGGCGGGGUACCCAGCUCUGGCCUCACGCCACUGGAGGGGGAUCCCUGACCACAUUGACGCUGCGUAUGAAGACAAGUCUGGAAACAUCUGGUUCUUCCAAGGGGAGAGCUACUGGGUGUUUGAUGCUGAGAGGAAGAUAACAGGCCCGGAUUCAGUGCGGCAGCUGGGUCUUCCUGUCUCAGAUAUCCAAGCAGCUCUGAAGUGGGAGGAGGACCACGUGGAGAAAGUUUACUUCUUCAAGUCCGCUUCUUACUGGCCCUUCAAUCCGCAGGAGAACCGAGUGGACGAUCCGGGCAGGAUGCACGCGUGGGGGGGGAUCCCCGGAAACAUUGAUGCAGCUUUUCGGGACAAAUAUGGCUAUGCUAACUUCCUGAGUGGGCAGCACUACUGGAAGUUUGACCCCGUGGCGCUGAAGGUUCUGGACGGCUUCCCGCGCAGCAUCGGAUCAGACUUCUUUGGCUGUUCUGCCUUUUUGUAUAAAUAAGUUCAUACAGAUACAACUGGAACAUUUGUGAAGAGCAAUGGCCGUUUUUAAAGCUGCAUCCACAAACAGAACAUUCUGAAUAUUUCAGAAAUAUAUGUAAGGCCAAUAUAUUUAAUUAAGAUGACUCAAAACUUAUAUAAAUACAUCACCUCUA
Gymnodraco acuticeps is the source of this 1631-nucleotide messenger RNA. RefSeq names its product stromelysin-3-like. Gene Ontology annotation, cellular component: extracellular matrix. The coding region runs from base 11 to 1477 and encodes 488 amino acids. The transcript has 8 exons. Gene Ontology annotation, molecular function: metalloendopeptidase activity; zinc ion binding. The record is from RefSeq and is a predicted model, not a curated record. Gene Ontology annotation, biological process: extracellular matrix organization; proteolysis; collagen catabolic process. NCBI's taxonomy places the organism in Eukaryota, Metazoa, Chordata, Actinopteri, Perciformes, Bathydraconidae.